Molecule: messenger RNA, 5435 nt
Organism: Hippopotamus amphibius kiboko
Lineage: Eukaryota; Metazoa; Chordata; Mammalia; Artiodactyla; Hippopotamidae
Gene: MAPKBP1
Product: mitogen-activated protein kinase binding protein 1
Exons: 31
Coding region: 789-5414 (1541 amino acids)
Molecular function (GO): protein binding
Source: RefSeq, a predicted model, not a curated record
AGCCCAGGCGGUAGUUCGCGUUUUGAGCCGCUCGUGCCACCAUAGUUGCUGCUGCCGCUGCAGCCGCGGAGCUGAAAUCGCUGAGCGCGAUGCCGGAGGGCGCUGAGAGCCGGGCGGCCCCCGCGCCCCGGGGCUGGUGAGGCUGAGCCCGAGCGGGGGCGCUGGCGAGUAGCUGGGGCUUCUGAGGGAGCGGAAAGGGAAAGGUUUAGGGCUCCUGCGGCGGGCCGAGAGCGAGCUCAGGAGGGUCGUGGGUGGGGGAGGGAGGCUCCCGUGGCAGAACGGGGUGCAGGGCCACAACGAGCCCCGCCGCUCUGAGUGUCCCUGCGGCCGCCAGCGCAGGUGCUCAGGACCCCUUUGGGACUCCUCGGUGGCCUCGGCGGCCUCCUCCUUUGGACACUGCAGUUGCCAUGAGAAUAGUUGGGAAUUAACGGGAAUCAGACCAGCCACUAGCCCUUUUAGGGCCCAUCCCAUCCUUUCCGUUGAACGCCUCUGGCAGGUGUGGGACUGGCAUUUCCUCGCAGCUCGGGCUUUUUAACCCCCUUUUCAUGAGUCUGUCCUUAAGGCGUUGUGAGAAACCGCUCAGGGCUUGAAGGUGGGGAUGGGGCAAAGGGAGAGGGCAGUACCUAGAGGUAAGAGCUGUAGACACGGCUAGGAGGAAGGUAAGGUGGCCUCUGCCAUCUCAGGUCAGUGAAAGGGCAUACUGGAAGGUCCUGUGGAGUGGGAAAGCAGUGCCGCUGUUGAGACAAAUCCCAAGAUUGGGCCAGAAACUGUCCAGGGGCCUCAUCAUCAUGAUGGCUGUGGAAGGGUCAACCAUUACCAGCCGGAUCAAGAACCUUCUGCGAUCCCCAUCCAUCAAAUUACGCAGGAGUAAAGCAGGAAACCGGCGGGAGGACCUCAGCUCCAAGGUGACCUUGGAGAAGGUGCUUGGAAUAACAGUGUCUGGAGGCAGAGGACUUGCCUGUGACCCCCGAUCGGGUUUAGUUGCCUACCCAGCUGGAAACACGUUGAUGAAUGAUCUCUGUUGCUGGAUACCCUGUGCAGUCUGCCUCCGGGGAAUUCCACUCAUGCCUGCCUCGGCCUGGGAAAGCCAGGUUCCUUCUUGUUGGAGGUGCGUGGUCGUGCUCUUCAACCCCCGGAAACACAAACAGCACCACAUCCUCAACAGUUCCAGGAAAACCAUCACUGCCCUUGCCUUCUCCCCUGAUGGCAAGUACUUGGUCACUGGAGAGAGUGGGCACAUGCCUGCCGUGCGGGUUUGGGAUGUGGCGGAGCACAGCCAGGUGGCAGAGCUGCAGGAGCAUAAGUAUGGUGUGGCUUGUGUGGCCUUCUCCCCCAGCGCCAAGUACAUUGUCUCUGUGGGCUACCAGCAUGACAUGAUUGUCAACGUCUGGGCCUGGAAGAAAAACAUUGUGGUGGCCUCCAAUAAGGUGUCCAGUCGGGUCACCGCGGUGUCCUUCUCUGAAGACUGCAGCUACUUUGUCACUGCCGGCAACCGGCACAUCAAAUUCUGGUACCUUGAUGACAGCAAGACCUCAAAGGUGAACGCCACUGUGCCCCUGCUGGGCCGCUCAGGGCUGCUGGGGGAGCUGCGGAACAACCUGUUCACCGAUGUGGCCUGUGGCCGAGGGAAGAAGGCAGACAGCACUUUCUGCAUCACGUCCUCAGGGCUGCUGUGCGAGUUCAGUGACCGGAGGCUUUUGGAUAAGUGGGUGGAGCUGAGAACCACCCUGGCCCACUGCAUCUCUGUGAGCCAGGACUACAUCUUCUGUGGCUGUGCUGAUGGCACCGUGCGCCUCUUCAACCCCUCUAACCUGCACUUCCUCAGCACCCUGCCCCGGCCCCACGCCCUGGGGACAGACAUUGCCAGUGUCACGGAGGCCAGUCGCCUCUUCUCUGGAGUGGCCAGUGCCAGGUAUCCAGACACCAUUGCCUUGACCUUUGAUCCUACUAAUCAGUGGCUGUCUUGUGUCUACAACGACCACAGCAUUUAUGUUUGGGAUGUGAGGGACCCCAAGAAAGUGGGCAAGGUGUACUCGGCUCUGUAUCAUUCCUCCUGCGUCUGGAGUGUGGAGGUCUACCCCGAAGUGAAGGACACUAACCAGGCCUGCCUUCCCCCCAGUUCCUUUAUCACCUGUUCUUCCGACAACACAAUCCGCCUGUGGAACACAGAGAGCUCUGGGGUGCAUGGCUCCACCCUGCACCGAAACAUCCUCAGCAAUGACCUCAUUAAGAUCAUCUAUGUGGAUGGGAACACUCAGGCCCUGCUGGACACUGAGCUGCCCGGGGGAGACAAAGCUGAUGGGUCCCUGAUGGAUCCCCGAGUGGGCAUUCGUUCUGUGUGUAUCAGCCCCAACGGACAGCAUCUCGCUUCAGGGGACCGUGUGGGCACACUCAGGGUACAUGAGCUGCAGUCCCUAAAUGAGAUGCUGAAGGUGGAGGCCCAUGACUCGGAAAUUCUGUGCCUGGAGUACUCUAAGCCAGACACAGGUCUGAAGCUCCUAGCAUCAGCGAGCCGGGACCGGCUGAUCCACGUGUUGGAUGCUGGCCGGGAGUACAGCCUACAGCAGACGUUGGACGAGCACUCAUCCUCCAUCACUGCUGUCAAGUUUGCAGCCAGUGACGGGCAAGUCCGCAUGAUCAGCUGUGGAGCAGACAAGAGCAUCUACUUCCGCACUGCACAGAAGUCUGGAGAUGGAGUACAGUUUACACGGACACACCACGUGGUACGGAAGACGACCCUCUAUGACAUGGAUGUGGAGCCCAGCUGGAAGUACACAGCCAUCGGCUGCCAGGAUCGAAAUAUUCGGAUCUUCAACAUCAGCAGCGGGAAGCAGAAGAAGCUGUUUAAAGGGUCGCAGGGUGAGGACGGCACUCUGAUCAAGGUGCAGACAGACCCCUCAGGGAUCUACAUUGCUACCAGCUGUUCCGACAAGAGCCUCUCCAUUUUUGACUUCUCCUCAGGCGAGUGUGUGGCUACCAUGUUUGGCCACUCAGAGAUUGUCACUGGCAUGAAGUUCAGUAACGACUGCAAACACCUCAUCUCUGUGUCAGGGGACAGCUGCAUAUUCGUGUGGCGCCUGAGCUCUGAGAUGACCAUCAGCAUGAGGCAGCGUCUGGCCGAGCUGCGCCAGCGUCAGCGGGGGGGCAAGCAGCAAGGACCGUCCUCUCCCCAAAGGGCCGCUGGACCCAACCGGCGCGAGGCCCCAUCGAUGCUGUCUCCUGGACCAGCUCUGUCAUCAGACAGUGACAAGGAGGGAGAAGACGAGGGCACUGAAGAAGAAGAACUUCCGGCUCUGCCCAUCCUUGCCAAGGGUACCAAGAAAGAGCCAGCCUCAGUGCCCAACCCAGCCCUGCCCCGAAGCCUGUCCCACUGGGAGAUGAGUCGGGCACAGGAGACAGAGGAGUUCCCGGACCCGGCUCCUGCAGGCAGCCAGGGACCCAGAAGAAGGGGACGCUGGGCUCAGCCAGGCGUGGAGCUGAGUGUUCGCUCUAUGCUGGACCUGCGGCAGCUAGAGACACUGGCCCCCAGUCCUCGGGGCCCUAGCCAGGACUCUCUGGCCACGACCCCUUCAGGUCCUGGGAAGCAUGGUCAGCAGGCCCCUGAGACCUCACACGCUAGCCAGAAUGAAAAUCUCCCCCGGCCUCAGGCUUCUCAACCCUGUUCCUGUCCGCACAUUAUCCGAUUGUUGUCCCAAGAGGAAGGGGUCUUUGCCCAGGAUCUGGAGCCUGCACCCACUGCAGAUGGUAUUGUCUACCCGGAGCCGAGUGACAGCCCCACCCUGGAUACCAGUGAGUUCCAGGUGCAGGCACCAGCCCGGGGGACCGUGGGAAGAGUGUAUGCAAGCAGCAGAGGCUCAGAGAAGCACAGCCCCGACAGCGCCUGCUCCGUGGACUUCAGCAGCAGUCGCCUUUCCAGCCCUGAGCAUCCCAAUGAAGACUCGGAGAGCACGGAGCCCCUGAGCGUGGAUGGCAUCUCCUCAGACCUUGAAGAGCCAGCCGAGGGUGACGAGGAGGAGGAGGAAGAGGAGGGAGGCACUGGCCCCUAUGGGGUGCAGGAAGGCAACCCGCAUACCCCGGACCAGGAGCAGUUUCUAAAACAGCACUUUGAGACUCUGGCCAAUGGGGCUGCUCCAGGAGGCCCAGUCCGGGUGCCAGAGCGGACAGAGUCUCGGAGCAUCUCGUCACGAUUCCUGUUGCAAGUGCAGAGCCCCCCACUCAGGGAACCGUCUCCGUCUUCCUCAAGCCUGGCAACGACAUCAAGACUGGCCCAGGUGCCACAGGCUUCUAGUGAGCAGCUGAGAGGCAAUGGUGCCAGUCCUCCAGGAGCACCUCCGGAGGUGGGGCCUUCCCCUGGGAACCCUGGCCCCCAGCCCGCAGUCCCUGUGCUGUUGCCACGACGCCGUCUCAACCCGGACAGUAGCUGGGCCCCCAGGAGAGUGGCCACAGGCAGCUCCUCAGGUGGACUCCAGAAAGCUCAGUCGGUGCAGAGUCUGGUGGCACAGGACGAGACCCCCCCAGCAGGCCCAUCGCUCUUACAGGAGAUGGAGGCCCAGGGGCGCCUGCGUUCCCUGCCCCACGCGGAUAGUCGUCUGUCUCGGCCCCAGUCCUACCAGAACCCCACCACCAGUUCCAUGGCCAAGAUAUCCCGCAGCAUCUCUGUUGGGGAGAACCUGGGCCUGGCUGCCGAACCUCAAGCCCCUGCCCCAGUCCGCGUCUCGCCCCUCAGCAAGCUGGCCCUGCCCAGUCGGGCUCACCUGGUCCUGGAUAUCCCAAAGCCACUGCCUGAUCGUCCCACCCUGGCCACAUUCUCACCUGCUGCCAAGGGCCGGGCCCCUGGUGAGGCAGAACAGCCUGGCUCCCCAGCGGGCCUAGGAAAGGCUCACAGUACGUCUGAGAGGCGGGCCUGUUUGGGGGAGGGUGCCCCCCCCAAGCCUAGGACAGAGUGCCAGGCUCAGCCUGGGCCCACCAGUCCCCGUGCCCAGCGACUUCUGGUCAGCAGCCCCUUCCGAGGCCCUGAGGACUUGCAGCCCCCACCCCCUGAGAAGACUCCCGGCCCUGUGGAAUGCACCAGGCCAGGGGCAACCCUGAGCCGGGACUCAGAACCAGCAGUGAGCCUGGAGCAGUGCGAACAGCUUGUAGCAGAGCUCCAGGGCAGCGUGCGCCAGGCCGUGCGGCUCUACCACUUGGUGGCCAGCUGCAAGACACCCUCAGCAGAGCACAGUCGCAUCACCCAGCUCCUCAGAAGCACCUUCUCUUCAGUGCGGCAGGAGCUAGAGGCCCUGGCUGGGGCAGUGUUGUCCAGCCCGGGCGGGAGCCCUGGGGCCGUGGGGGCCGAGCAGACACAGGCGCUGCUGGAGCAGUACUCAGAGCUGCUGCUUCGAGCCGUGGAGCGGCGCAUGGAACGCAGACUUUGAGUUCCAGCAGCCUGUCCCAAG